UCAUCAAAACCCCAUAACCAGUUUUUUGUCUUUCUCUGACUGGCUAACCUUGAGAAGAUUUCAUUAGAACCCGACAUUCAUGCGGAUAACCUCAGAUGACAACAAGCGACUCAACAGAAUAGCCAUUGGAACAAAACACUCUCUUGUCACUUCAGUAAACAAAAUGAAACUUCCAAUCAUCGCAACACUAGUAGCUUUCACAUUUUACCAAGCAUUUCUUCCCGUGAAUUCGCAAAGACAAAUAGAAAGUCGACGUGUACGCCCCUAUGAAGAGAAAUGUGACCGAGGCUCGGGUAGAUGCAACGGAUACAUCGAAGAGAAAGAUCACGAUUUCAAGACAGACAGUGACAAAGAACGGCCGCCAGAGCUCACUAGAGACGGUUUCCCGUCCGCUGGAAGUGGCCGACCAGGUAUUGGCGCUGAUUACAAACCUAAACCAGUGGGCGAUAGACCAGGUUAUGAUCCAAAGCCUGUUGGUGGUGGAGGUGGCUACAAUCUAAAACCUGCUGUUGACAGAGAUGACUACUUGCCAAAACCCGCUGAAGAGCCUUCAGACUACGGUCAUAAACCAGACUCUAUACCAACUGAUGACGAUUAUUAUCCAAAACCCACUGUAGACAGAGAUGAAACUUAUCCUCACGGUGGAGGAGGUUAUAAUCGUAAGCCACCAGUGGUUAGAGACGAGUUAAAACCAACUCGAGGUGGUGUUGGCGGAGGAGGGUACAAUCCUAAACCAGUUCGGGAAGGAGUUGGAUUAGGUGGUUAUAAUCCGAAACCAGUCGUCGACAGAGAUGAUUAUGAUCCUAAACCAGUUAGAGGAGGAGUGGGUGGUGGUGGUUACAAUCCAAAGCCUGUGAUCGAUAGAGACGAAUACAAUCCCAAACCGGUUCGAGGAGGUGGCGGCGGUGGUGGCUACAAUCCAAAACCAGUUGUUGAUAGAGAUGAAUAUGAUCCUAAACCAGUUGGAUUAGGCGGAUAUAAUCCCAAACCAGGUGAUAGAGAGGAUCGUAUCAAUAAACCUGGUGGUGGCGGGUAUCUUCCCAGGCCUGUCGAUGAUGAUGAUUACAUUCCCAGACCUGUAGGAGGAGGUGGUGGUGGUGGAUAUCCCACUAAGCCUGACAAACUUGAUCUCGGUGGAUACGACAAACCUAAGGAGGGCGACUAUACUGUUGGCGAAGAUACCGGGGAUGAUUAUUUUCCUCAAGGGAAACCUGAACCGGUUGUGGAAGGAAACUGCAUAUGUGUUCCUUACUAUCAGUGUCAGGAUGGACACAUCGUUACUGAUGGUUCGGGUAUCAUUGAUGCGAGAAGGAAAACUCAGCCUGAAGAUCUUGAAGAGCCUGAACUUCCUUUGGACGGAAAGUUCAAACCCCCAUCUUGUGGCCCGUACCAUGUGUGCUGCGAUACCCCCGAAUCUUCUACGGUGAAACCUUACCAGCACAAGUGUGGAGUACGCAACCCUAGUGGCAUCAACAGCAGGAUUCUGUCUCCAAGCAACAAGGGAGAAGCCGAUUUCGGAGAGUGGCCCUGGCAGGCAGCCGUCCUGAAAGCCGAAGGUAAAGUCAAUAUCUUCCAAUGUGGAGGAGUUCUCAUUGAUAAAUACCAUGUCCUAACUGUUGCACACUGCGUAUUCCAUUUAUACAAAUACAACGAAUACCCACUGAAAGUCAGACUCGGUGAAUGGGAUACUCAAACCACGACUGAAUUUCUGGCCCACGAAGACUACAAGGUGUCCAAGAUCAUCGUCCACCCCGACUUCCGAAACACCAGUCUCUGGAACGACAUCGCUCUCCUGAGACUCGAGGAACCCGUUCUCUUCGCCCCGCACAUCGACACCGUUUGUCUGCCAGAAUACGACGAGAUCUUCUCUGGGCAGAACUGCGUUGUCACAGGGUGGGGCAAAGAUGCAUAUAAGGGCGGCACCUUCUCCAACAUUAUGAAAGAAGUCGCCCUGCAGGUCAUUGACGAUUACAAGUGUGAAGAAAUGCUGCGAAAAACCAGAUUAGGUCGAUUUUUCCAAUUACAUGAAGGAUUCUUGUGCGCUGGUGGAGAAUACGGAUUGGAUUCUUGCAAGGGUGAUGGCGGUGGACCUUUGGUGUGCUACAGAAAAAACAAAAGCUAUGCUCUGGCAGGUAUAGUAUCCUGGGGUAUUGACUGCGGACAGCCAGGUGUGCCUGGUGUGUACAUGAAGGUACAGAAGUACUUGGACUGGAUAAGCAAAAACACUGGCGUCAGCUUACAGGAAUACUGGCCAACCCGUGCAAAAGCGUGAUGUGCUUAGUUUUGAUAAUUAUAUUGCUUUAAUUAAAUAUUCGCGAUAUUUUAGAAUAAAAAAACAGCAAUCAUUUAUCUUCCUAUAAGGACCAAAGACAUUGCAGCCAAUUUUUAUUCAUGAAUUUAAUUUUGAUUCAUUCAAUUUUGAUAGAUUUAAGGAAAUGUGUUACAUUUUCCUUACUAUAUUGUUUCUAUUUGAAUUUGUGAUAAGUAAUAAUGAUUAUGUAAACAUAAAAAAUUAAAAUGGUUUACAUUUUA
Molecule: messenger RNA, 2532 nt
Organism: Argiope bruennichi
Lineage: Eukaryota; Metazoa; Arthropoda; Arachnida; Araneae; Araneidae
Exons: 7
Coding region: 80-2272 (730 amino acids)
Biological process (GO): proteolysis
Molecular function (GO): serine-type endopeptidase activity
Source: RefSeq, a predicted model, not a curated record